Messenger RNA from Trachymyrmex cornetzi, 5488 nucleotides. RefSeq names its product Cyclin-dependent kinase 12 (gene Cdk12). The record is from RefSeq and is a predicted model, not a curated record. Gene Ontology annotation, cellular component: nucleus; cyclin/CDK positive transcription elongation factor complex. The coding region runs from base 523 to 5052 and encodes 1509 amino acids. The transcript has 11 exons. Lineage: Eukaryota; Metazoa; Arthropoda; Insecta; Hymenoptera; Formicidae. Gene Ontology annotation, biological process: positive regulation of transcription elongation by RNA polymerase II; protein phosphorylation. Gene Ontology annotation, molecular function: RNA polymerase II CTD heptapeptide repeat kinase activity; cyclin binding; ATP binding.
CAAACUCUAAUGGGGGUCCGAUGUCCGAUGUCGGGUCUCUUUUAUUUACGGGACUCUAAUCGCAGGUAAUGUGAAAUUUUUCUAGAUUUCUAGCAUCUCUUCCCAGAUAUCUUCUGGCGUUCUUUCUGGCGCCACUACGCGGCGACACCGACUGUCGCGAAGACGUUACGUCACGCAGAAACGACGUGCUAAUGGUUAAUGGCUUCCACGGCAUUCGGUCGAGCUAGGCCUUUAUGAGCGAGCCAGAAUCCAAUCCAAAGAAAACACAUGAGACAUGAUGCGAUCGGCCGAUAGAACUAUAAAAAUAUGAUCGCCUGAACUCUGUACGAUCACGACAGAGAUUCAUUUCUGGCCGGGGACAUCGGUCGUCCGCGAAUUACGUGCUGGAACUUGUUUGCGCGAAGAGGAAAACGACGUAACCAUUACGAAUUCUCAUCGACCUUUCGUCAUUGGUUUCGGCCCUGAUGCGAACAACAUCGAGGCUCCCCGCGACGUUGCAGGACAUACAUCGCACGAGGUGACAUGCCUAGCACUCGUGAUAUCGAACGGGCAGAACGUAAUGGGAGAUUUCGUUCACGAAGAAGAGGCAGUGCGAGCAGCGACGUGGUGAAUCGCCACAGCUUCGAUGGUAUUGACAAGCGACACAGGAGACAUGGCAAAAGUAAGAGUUCUGGAAAAAAAAAGAAGAAACGUUCACGAGAUAAGUCAUUAGAGACAAUUCCAACUGUAGCUUCAUCUGUUGUAAAACCAUUGGUCGAAUAUUCCGACGUAAGUAGCGAAGAUCUUUCAGAGCCUGAAGCGGGAGAGAUACAAUCGGAAGAUAGUCGUGCCAAUAGCUACACGGACGGAGAAGUACCUGAUUCGUCGUUUCUUCAAAGGCGAUAUUAUGGCAGUAGCCCAAUUCGUACUCUUGGAGCGUCGCCUAUCAGCAUAUCUCCAACACCGUCGGUUCAGCAUCGACAUUCCGAUAUGCGAUACUCCUUGUCAAACGAGCAACAACAAUCGACGACGAUGCAUGGUACGACACCAGAGUACGAAGAAGAAUCGAGGCGAUACGCCCGACGAAAAGAAAAGAAGCAUAAACGCGAGAAGAAGAAGAAAAGAAGUCUGAGCCCUUCAUCAAAUUCAGGGAAAAAGAAAAAAAGAAAAUCUAAGAGACAUUCUCAUAGCUUAAGCCCGCAUCACGGUAUUGUCGAGGAAAUUGGUUCAAGUCCAAGUCGUGAGAAACAAUCAAUUAUCGCUUCCGCUAAUUGGUCUGAAUCACCAUCGUUGCCACUCAAGGACAACAUGUCGCCUAUUUCACCGGCUACGCCACGCGAACAGAGAUGUCCUAGUGACGACGUGGAAUUGGAAUUGUCGAGGCAAUCUCGCAACGUGACACCACCGUCUCUUUUAUUGACGCGGCAGAUAGAAUCUCCGCAUACACCUUUAAUGCCUCCAUGCGCCACGACGCCGGAGAAUUUGAAUAAAGGACUAGUUGCCGUGCCAAAGCACAGCAGUCCUGAUCGACAGAAACUUAGUCCCAGUAUCCACAUAACGCGCCGGGCCAGCGUUAGUCCUGGACACAUCGUUAUAAAUCGUAGGAAGCCGCACAGCCCGAGUCCACCGUCAAGACGAAGGGAUCACAGUCCACCGCCACGAAGAAGAGACUUUAGUCCUACUCCGGUACUCCAUAGACUUAGGCACAGCCCAAGCCCGGCUACCGUCAGACGACGAGAGUUUAGCCCGAGUCCUGGAAGUAGCCACAGACGACGAACGGAUAGUGGAAUUAUCUCCCCUAAACGUAGAAGACGAGACGAAUCCGAUCGACGUGGCCACCGGCUUCAUGAUAAGGAUAGGAGGGACAAACGGAAAUCGAGAUCGACAAGGAGUCCUACUGGGAGCAGAUUACAUUUACCUUUGUCUCGAUCACGAUCGCGCAGUCCAGGAAGAUGGCGGAAAUUAUCUCGCUCGAGGUCACGUUCGCGUCCCAGAAGAAGUCGCACCCCAAAGAGAUCUCGCUCACCCAGCAAGUCCUGCAAGGCUUCGAGGAAACUCAAAUCAAAGAGCCCGCGUCCUAGGAUACCUUCUCCUUCUCCUCAUAGAUCCCGAGCUAGAAGCCCAUCGAGCAUUACCGCCCGAAAUCUUCGAGUACAAGCGAAAAUUAGCGAGACCAGUCUGUUUGCAGAACUCGUUAAGGACCGUAAUAUGAGAGAAUUGGCAUUUAAGAAGUUGCAGGCUGCAAAGGAAAAGGUCGGGAAUCAAGAUGAAGUGCAAAUCAUAGAGGGCUCCGACGAGAAGGACGGCGAUGGCGGCAACGCGUCCUGCGAGAAUAAAGCUUCCACUGACAAUAAAGACAAACCUAUAAAUCACAAGGAGCAGCACGCAAAGGCUGGCGAUAGUGUGGUCGACGUAACCGAUAUCCCUGUUCCGAUGAGUGACGACAGCACUAUAGCGUGCAAAACGCCACCAUUGCCACCAACUGGUCAACCACCUAAUGUACCAUUGCCUAAUCCGAUGUCUGCUGCAAUCAAUCCGCUUGCUUCUCACACAGUUGUACAUACUUCGCCUAAUCCACCAUCGGUGAUGCCCAACAAUUGUCCGAUCGUCAUGUCACACAGCCCGAAUUUCCCGGCUCCUGCUCCUGCAGUGCAACCACCACCACCGCCGCCGCCACCACCAUUGCCGCAACCUGCCGAACCUGCACCAACAGUCUUGGUUGGCGGGCAAGUGCCUACUCCUAUACCCAUGUCGGUGCCGCCAAUCCCGUCGACACCGGUUCUGCCCAACAUGUCUGUCCCACCGCCACCCAUUCCACCUAUUCCCGUUCCAGCGCCCAAUACAAUCAUGUCAAAAUUUAAUCCACCCAAUAAUCUUGUACCACUUAAAUCUGUGGAUCCUCCCAAGCCUCCCAUAGUAACGUUCACAACCAAAAGCUUAAAGAGACUACCUUUGCCACCUGGCAUUAAUCAGAAUGAUUUGGAAAGCAUAGAUUCCCCACCGAGCCGUUCUCCAAGUCCUCCAAGCAAAGCGCAGUUGAAGUUCUCGGCAUUAACGAAACCAAUGCAAAAAAAGGGUAUCAAGGACCUGCCAAUGCCACCGGUUGUACCUGGAUCGGAGGAUUUGAGCGGCGAGGAUGAUCCAAAUGCAACGCCGCCGCGUUUGAAGGUCGAACGAGUAGCACCAAAGCCAAAAUUGAAAAGACCGAAAAUACUAAAACGCAGAGGAUCGCGAAACUGUCAUGCUCCCAUGUCGGCUUCCGGCGGUAAAGAUUGGGGUGAACGAUGCGUCGACGUAUUCGAGUUUAUUGCUCAGAUUGGAGAGGGUACAUAUGGACAAGUGUAUAAAGCACGAGAUAAACGAUCCGGUGUAAUGGUAGCUUUGAAAAAAGUCCGACUUGAAAAUGAGAAGGAAGGCUUUCCUAUCACGGCGGUCAGAGAAAUAAAAAUCCUGCGACAACUCAAUCAUAAGAACAUUGUUAACCUUAGAGAAAUUGUUACUGACAAACAAGAUGCAUUAGACUUCCGAAAGGAUAAAGGUUCCUUUUACUUAGUUUUUGAAUAUAUGGACCAUGAUUUGAUGGGUCUGUUAGAAUCUGGCAUGGUGGAUUUCAACGAAAUGAAUAAUGCCAGUAUCAUGAAGCAGUUGUUGGAUGGUUUGAAUUAUUGCCACAGCAAAAAUUUUCUUCACCGGGAUAUUAAAUGCUCAAAUAUAUUGAUGAACAACAAGGGCGAAGUUAAACUAGCUGACUUUGGAUUGGCACGACUUUAUAAUGCAGAGGAUAGACAGAGACCGUAUACUAAUAAGGUGAUCACUUUGUGGUAUAGACCCCCCGAACUUUUACUGGGAGAAGAGCGUUAUGGACCUGCAAUUGAUGUCUGGAGUUGCGGAUGUAUCUUGGGAGAAUUAUUUUCUAAAAAACCUUUAUUUCAAGCCAAUGUAGAUAUGAUGCAAUUAGAGAUGAUUUCAAGGGUUUGUGGGACGCCCACUCCUGCUGUAUGGCCUUCUGUGAUAAAAUUACCACAUUGGCAUACACUUAAGCCAAAAAAGCAGCAUAGGAGACGUCUCAGAGAGGAUUUCGCCUUUAUGCCAGGAGCAGCCUUGGAUCUCCUGGAUAAAAUGUUAGAAUUGGAUCCUGAGAAGCGGAUAACGGCAGCUGAUGCGCUUAAAAGUGCUUGGUUGAAAAACGUUCAACCCGAACAGAUGCCAGCGCCACAACUUCCAACUUGGCAAGAUUGUCAUGAACUCUGGAGUAAAAAGCGAAAGCGUUUGUUACGGGAACAGCAAGAGAGUGCUACAACAAAAUUGCCUCUGCUUCCCUUUCCAAAUAAAGGAGGUCCCAACAAGGAUGAUCUGUCAGAUGUCGGGGGGUCCUCUAAACGACUAAAGAUGGAAGCAGGCUAUAACUCAUACCCGAGCAGGCUUGGCGCAGAAGCUCAUUAUGGUGAAGAUAAUUUGUUUAAUCAAAGCGGGCCGUACAUAGUGUCUACGCCAUCGUACUAUUUUAAUACUUCACCCAUUAAAUCGCAGUCGAAUCUGAAGGGAGAUAAAUCAUUGGAGUGUACAGAAGAUAGUCUAUCCCGGAGACUGAUAAUUCUCUCGAACGCCUUGAAUCAGGGAAAACCGAUUCGAGUCGACGAUCUUCUCGCGUUGCGGUCAGAACAGAAUGAGUGCGAUCCCAAAGUGGUACAGUUAUUGGGAGAUCUACGCGCGGAGCUUCGUCUUAUCGCAAACGCUCGACCAGGUGGACAACUGGAUCCUCAUCUUCCCAUAUUGAUCCCACCUCUUCUAGAUACACCGCAUAUGUCAGGCAAUUUUGAUGCGCACGCGGUGUAUGCCGGCGACGAUGCCGUGAGCUCUCACUGGAGGUGGUCCCAGUUGGCCACUGCUGGUGUUCGGAGCGCUUUGUCGGCGCUCAUAUCGUAUCAUGGUCUGGAUAACGUCUAUAACCCUGCUACUUCUGCGUCUGCCAUCGGCCGAUUAUUGUCAAAUAAACCGCCAGGACAACCCAACCUGGCGCAAAACCUUUUCCUGCCCUCAACUUCCUCGCAACAAUCUACUUUUAAUUCGUAAUGUGAUUUUACAAAGUCGUACGGUUCAUGACCGUGUUUCGUGUAUGUUGUAUGUGUGCGUAUGUAUGAAAUUAGAAAGAAUCUAUAAAUCGCUAUUUUUCAAAUUACGCUGGUGACAUAGAGAGAUAGAGAGACUGAGAGAAGAGAGAGCGAGCGAGCGUGCGAGAAAGAAAGAUGAUACAAUCAUAUCAUCGAUUUGUGUACAGUCUCCAUUAUCACUCCAUUAGUUCUAAGUGCACGUUCAAUGUAUAAUUGUAUAAUAUGCGACCAGAUACUUAAUUAGAAUACAACUUCUCUUUCAAUGACAAUGGUAUUACAGUUAUCAUGAUACUUAUCAAAUUGCUAAUGAUACCGAUUAUUUCCAAGUUAUUUUUCGAUCAAUCAUGCGUUGAAGAAUAUUCUCUGACGUUUCUUUCCUGCAUCAUUACGAAAGGUCU